AUGAUGUCGUAUCAUCAAGAGCACCAUGACCAUCAUCAUCAAUACAGCAACAAUGAUCCUUCUCUUUUGGGGGCAUCACGGCAUUUGCUACCACCACCACCACCACCACCACCUACGAUUACCAACCCUAAUGAUCCCCAGCUUUAUCGAUACAGCCCUGCCAUGACGACACCUUCACCUACCGCUUCAUCUUUUUCCCCUAUGCGUACCAACAUGUUGCCAACCAUCAAAAGCGCUUUCACUGAUGAACCCACCACCCCAUUGUAUGGCACGUCACCUCUAAAAGCAGAGAGUGGCGAUGAGUUGAAGAUGAUGAUGCCACAUCAUCAUUUAAUAGCACGAAGCAGUAUCAGCAGCAGUAGUGGAUGCAGUGUGGCAUCUUCAUCACCCACGACGACGACGACGACGACAUCAUCAAUAUUGACAACAUCAAGGAGUAGCAGCAGUAGUGAUAACAGCCAUGAAAAAUUGAUCACACUUGCCAAAAGGAGAGCAAGGGAAUACGACAUUCACCAACAAGAACAAUCACGCAUGCGUAUAUGGAUUCAACGUGAUAAUGAUCAUCCUACUACUUCUACUGCAUUACCACCACCACCGAUACCACCACCUUCUUCCCAUUCGAUGAAACAUCAUGAUAAAAGUCUUGCGUUGAAUGAUUGUGGGACAUUGAUGACGACGACGACGAGUACAACCUCUGGUACUGGUACUGGUAAUACUGGAAACGCCAGCCACCCAUGUCCUCAAUGCACACAUCGAUUUAGACGGCGACGCGAUUUGAUGCGACAUUUGCAUUCGGUGCAUUCACGACGUAAGCAAUACAAUUGUCCUCUUUGUUGCAGCACUUUUACUAGACGUGAUUCAUUGAAAAGACAUGCUCGGCUUGCAUGUCGUGCUACGCUUGCUCCUUCUUCUUCUUCUUCGCGUCCACAAUCACCCGCAUCACAACCCUCAUCUCUCCCUUCACCACCAUCUACUUCACCUAUCCUUGAUAAUAAUACCGAUCAUCCUCAUCAUCAUCAUCAUCCACUGUCAUCCUCCUCGUCCUCCUCUUCUACUUUCCCAGCAGCUCAUGGUAGCAUCUUUUAA
Molecule: messenger RNA, 1086 nt
Organism: Lichtheimia ornata
Lineage: Eukaryota; Fungi; Mucoromycota; Mucoromycetes; Mucorales; Lichtheimiaceae
Exons: 1
Coding region: 1-1086 (361 amino acids)
Source: RefSeq, a predicted model, not a curated record